Molecule: messenger RNA, 489 nt
Organism: Solanum stenotomum
Lineage: Eukaryota; Viridiplantae; Streptophyta; Magnoliopsida; Solanales; Solanaceae
Exons: 2
Coding region: 1-489 (162 amino acids)
Source: RefSeq, a predicted model, not a curated record
AUGCCUAGGUAUGCGAAGUUGAUGAAUGAUUUGGUGACUAAGCAAAGGGCCGUCAGUUUUGAGAAUGAUGAGAGGUUACAACAUUGCAGUGCUACUUCUACGAGGUCACUUGUGAAGAAGAAAAAGGAUCUUGGAGCCUUCACUAUUCCUUGUACCAUCGGUUUGUUGCACUUUGUGAAGGCAUUGUGUGAUUUGGGUUCUAGCAUUAAUCUUAUGCCAUUGUCUAUCUAUAAGAAGUUGGGUUUAGGGGAUCCAAAACCGACUGUGAGGCCACUACUUAUGACUGAUAGAACUGUGAAUAAGCCUAUUGGUGUUCUCCAUGAUGACCUUGUGAAAUUGGAGACGUUUAUUUUUCUGGUAAGCGAUCUCAAGUCAGUAUUAGUGGUGAAUCAUAUUAUGGAGCAAGGUUCUGAGGUAUCUAUUGAAGAGAGGUUGGGUGUUGAUCCACUGGCAGCGGUAAUGAUGAAUGUUGAUGGUGAUGAUAUUUAA